Messenger RNA from Tupaia belangeri chinensis (Chinese tree shrew), 2027 nucleotides. It is a transcript of the gene AGPAT1, whose product is annotated as 1-acylglycerol-3-phosphate O-acyltransferase 1. Gene Ontology annotation, molecular function: 1-acylglycerol-3-phosphate O-acyltransferase activity. Gene Ontology annotation, biological process: phosphatidic acid biosynthetic process. The transcript has 7 exons. Gene Ontology annotation, cellular component: endoplasmic reticulum; membrane. The coding region runs from base 109 to 972 and encodes 287 amino acids. Lineage: Eukaryota; Metazoa; Chordata; Mammalia; Scandentia; Tupaiidae. The record is from RefSeq and is a predicted model, not a curated record.
AGGCCAGCAGAGUGGGUGGAGGAGGGCGCCGGACUGCUGGGAGAUGGGGAGUGCGGGACGGCUGAGAGGCACAGUGACCAGACCGGGCUGGAGGGUAAGGAGGCCAGAAUGGAGCUGUGGCCAGGGCUGUGGACGGUGCUGCUGCUGCUCUUCCUGCUGCUGCUCUUCCUGCUGCCCACCCUGUGGUUCUGCAGCCCCAGUGCCAAGUACUUCUUCAAGAUGGCCUUCUACAAUGGCUGGAUCCUUUUCCUGGCUGUGCUCGCCAUCCCUGUGUGUGCCGUGCGAGGACGCAACGUCGAGAACAUGAAGAUCUUGCGUCUCAUGCUGCUCCACAUCAAGUACCUGUACGGGAUCCGCGUGGAGGUGCGGGGGGCACACCACUUCCCUCCCUCGCAGCCCUACGUCGUGGUCUCCAACCACCAGAGCUCCCUUGACCUGCUUGGGAUGAUGGAGGUCCUGCCAGGCCGCUGUGUGCCCAUUGCCAAGCGCGAGCUCCUGUGGGCCGGCUCCGCCGGGCUGGCCUGCUGGUUGGCGGGCGUCAUCUUCAUCGACCGGAAGCGCACAGGGGAUGCCAUCAGUGUCAUGUCUGAGGUCGCCCAGACCCUGCUCACCCAGGACGUGAGGGUCUGGGUUUUCCCCGAGGGAACAAGAAACCAUAACGGCUCCAUGCUGCCAUUCAAACGGGGCGCCUUCCAUCUUGCAGUGCAGGCCCAGGUUCCCAUUGUCCCCAUAGUCAUGUCCUCCUAUCAAGACUUCUACUGCAAGAAGGAGCGCCGCUUCACCUCGGGGCGAUGUCAGGUGCGGGUGCUGCCUCCAGUGCCCACGGAAGGGCUGACACCAGACAACGUCCCAGAGCUGGCUGACAGAGUCCGGCACUCCAUGCUCACCGUUUUCCGGGAAAUCUCCACUGAUGGCCGGGGUGGUGGUGACUAUCUGCAGAAGCCUGGGGGGGCGGGUGAGGCCCGGCUCUGAGCUCCCCUCCCACCUGUCCUGUUCUUCCUCCCCAUGCCUACCGACCCAGUGUGUGCCGAAGCAGGGCCAAGCCCUCUUCCUCAUCCCCCCUCCCCACCUAGUCUCCUCUUUGGAAUCAACUUCUGAAGCGAAUGUGGAUACAGCGCCCCUUCCUGGCCCCUCCUGCCCCUUCCCGGCCCCACCCAUGGACUCUCUUGCCUCGGUGCAGUCUCCACUCUGACCCCUACCUCCUGCCAUCUUGUCUGUGGGACAGUUGCCUCCCCCUCAUCUCGAGAGGCUCAGCCUACACAGCGGGGAGGAACAUUCCAUCCCAUCCCCAGUGGACUCUUCCUGUGUGGGCUUCUCCUCCUCUUCACUCCACACUGGCCAGUGGACUCCUGCGUUCUGUGGGACAGUUCCCCCACCCCGAGUCCAUGGAUUGGGUGGACUCAUCCGUUUAUGAGGAAACUCCUCACCCUGUGGCCGGAAGCGGAUACCUGGAACACUCCUCCCAGGCACACCCUGGGAACCUCCCUCAGCAUCUGCAUCCUCCCCCCUGGGGGAGACUCCUGGGGGGCUGGACUCUUCUAACUCCAAGGUCUCACCGCUGCCCUUGCCCAGAAGCCCAGGGUCGAGCGCACUCCUGGACGACAGUCCGGUCUCCACAUUUCUGCUUCUCCUGAUCCCCGUGGUACAGUUCUUCAGUGGUCCUGGCCCCACCCAGCCCCCGGGCAGCCCUGCUGUACCAUUUCCACCAGACCCGGGGAGGAGGCCGACAGCAGGUGCUGCACGCCCCUCUGCGCCCGGGGGAGCUGGGGAAAGGAACUGAACCCUGGCUGGAGGGAUAGGAGGGCUUUUAAUUUAUUUCUCUUUCUUUUGAGGCUUUCCCCUCUCUGAGCCGGUUUUCAUUUCCUCCUGGUGGCAUUAGCCACUCCCUGCCACCCACUCCAGACUUGUUCCCACCACCCGGAGGUGGGCCGAGAGCAAAAGGAGAGGACGGGGCCUAGUUUCAUGUGGUUGGUUUUUAUUAAUUAACAGGAUGACAGCAAGAAACUGAGAAUAAAGAGAGAGAGCGA